AUGAUUUACACUCUCCUUAACAUUUUCUCUUCCUUGGGAUCUCUUGCUCUCACGAUUUAUGGUGCUUGUAAUACAGCCAAGUAUGGUCAUAUAAUGUGGGCUGCAAGUCUUGGAUAUUUUUUUGCCCAUCCAAUAGUGAAUGAGAUAUUGAUUAAUUUGUAUGCAUGCAUUUUCGGCAAACUUGAAAAGCAUAAUUGUCUGACUAAGCUGAGGGAUCAUUUCCCAAUCGUUUACUCAGAUGCCUACAAUAUAACUGCUUUUGGUCUGGAAAAGCUUCAUCCAUUUGAUUCUUGUAAAUAUCAUAGAGUAUAUCAGGGAUUGAGAUAAAUGGGUAUCAUUGACUCCUCAACAAAAAUUCAUGAGCCUUAAAUUCCAAGUAGGAAAUUUUUGCUAGAGAAAAUGAGUGCCUUAUAUCUCUUUAAGUUAAACUACUCUGCUUACAUUUGCAAGUGUUUGGAAGUCCCACUAUUUUUCCUCCCCGCUUGGUUCCUUAGAUUAAGAGUAUUAAAUCCUAUGAUGAGAGCUACUCAAGGCUCAGUAGAUGCCAGCUGUCUUGCCAUGAAACAUGGAUGGGCAAUCAAUCUAGCUGGUGGCUAUCAUCAUGCCACUUGCUCAGGUGGAGGUGGCUUUUGCAUAUAUCCAGAUAUCACUUUCAUUGUACAUUUUUCAAGAAAACACCACGGCAUAAGGAAAAUUCUAAUAAUUGACCUUGAUGCACAUCAAGGCAAUGGACAUGAAAGAGAUAUGCUUUAAGAUCAUAAUGUCCACAUUAUCGAUGCUUACAAUCCAUAUAUAUAUCCAGGAGAUUAAUAAGCAGAGUUAGCAAUUAAGACCCGAAUUUCAGUCACAUCCUAUGAUGAUGAUACAAGCUAUUUAAACAAUCUUGAAGUAUAAAUUCCAGAAGUGUAUGAAUAAUUUAGACCUGAGCUUGUUAUAUACAAUGCUGGUACUGAUUGUAUGAUGAAUGAUCCGCUUGGGAGACUUAACAUCACUCCUGAAGGAAUUGUAUAAAGAGAUGAGCUUAUGUUCCAAAUGGCUGUUGAGAGAUUUAAGGUGCCAAUUGUGAUGAUUUUGUCUGGUGGAUAUUAAAUGACCAACGCUCCAGUAAUUGCAGAUUCAAUUCAAAAUUUGGUCAAAAAGUUUGACCUUAAAAGAAAAUUUUUGAAUAACCUUCAUAAAGAUUAAUGA
Molecule: messenger RNA, 1188 nt
Organism: Stylonychia lemnae
Lineage: Eukaryota; Ciliophora; Spirotrichea; Sporadotrichida; Oxytrichidae
Source: the annotation of a GenBank genome assembly